AACAGAAAUACGGCAUCUUUUCUGCCCGUUAUGCUUCAUGACAUUUUUGACAGCAACCAUAAGUUUUUCUGUGGCCAUUUAACAAUAGCUGCCAUUGCGGUAAAAAUCAUAAUUUUUUCCAAAAUCCCCGGCUUUUCAUCAACAAUCUCGCUCUUUUACCACUUAAAUGGCUCGCUCUAAAAAUCGUUCAGAGUCGGCUGAUUCUGAUAAAGCCGAGAAAAAGCAGCGCGGCCGUGAGAAAGAACGCAAGAAGCGUACAUCAAGUAGCAGCGAUAGUAGUUCAUCUGAUAGCAGUUCAUCGCGAAGCAGUUCGGGUUCUCGGUCCAGCUCAUCUAGCAGUAGUUCAUCCUCAUCUAGCUCAUCAUCGUCAUCUAGCAGUGGAGCAGAACGCUCUCGCCCAAAGCGUAAAACCGCAACUAAAUCUCGUUCGCGGAGUGCAAGUCCCCCGAAAGAACCUCCAAAGGAGGUUAAGCCAAUUCGUCCAAAGUCCAAGGAACGCACGGAUCGUAGAACUCCGGAACGAGACAAUGAUAAAGAAAAUAAGCAGACGAAGGUAAUUUCACCAGAUCGGAGUGCCAAGGACGGUGCACGCAGUCGUCGUUCUCGAUCUGGAUCGUCUAAGCGUCGAAGAAAGGAACGCUCAGUUACACCACGUCCCACUAGAAUACACGUAGGUCGAUUAACAAGGAACGUUGUAAAAGAUCACAUUCUGGAAAUAUUUAGCGUUUAUGGUGAGAUUCGAAAUGUUGAUUUUGCAAUCGACCGUUUCCAACCGUUUGGGCGUGGUUUCUGUUAUAUCGAUUAUGUUAACCCGGAUGGGGCAGAGAAUGCCAUUAAGCAUAUGGCCGGUGGGCAGGUCGAUGGGCAGGAAAUCACCGUCGUGCCUGUUCUAGUUCAGAAAACUCGACCACCGAUACGUCGCCUAUCGCCGAUAAUGAGGAACAAUCGACCACCACCACGUUGGCGUCCGUCUCCUAUGCGCUACAGACGUCGUGAGCCGAUCAGACGCAACAGCCCGCGACGUCGACGCUCUCGCAGUCCCAUUAGAAGGCGACGCCACAGCAACAGCUCGGACAGUUCCCGUUAAGCAAAAAAUUUACGCACUGCACCUCCCGAUUCAUGUGUGUGUUUUUAUUUGACCCUAUUUGAAGUAUAUUAAUCAACGUUAGUCUGAUAAGAACAGUAUAAUAUAAACACUUCUAACAUUAAAAAACAAAAUUUUGUCUAGAACAUGAUUGUAACAGCUAUUAAGGAUCAAACCUGAGGACUGGUUUAAUUGACAGAAGCAUUGAUACAAUAAAGAACAAAAAAGUA
Malaya genurostris is the source of this 1314-nucleotide messenger RNA. Its product is annotated as RNA-binding protein with serine-rich domain 1-A-like. The transcript is spliced from 3 exons. Lineage: Eukaryota; Metazoa; Arthropoda; Insecta; Diptera; Culicidae. The record is from RefSeq and is a predicted model, not a curated record. Bases 167 to 1087 code for a protein of 306 amino acids. Gene Ontology annotation, cellular component: cytoplasm; nucleoplasm; ASAP complex. Gene Ontology annotation, molecular function: RNA binding. Gene Ontology annotation, biological process: mRNA splicing, via spliceosome.